This is a messenger RNA of Chlorella variabilis, 231 nucleotides long. RefSeq lists its product as hypothetical. Lineage: Eukaryota; Viridiplantae; Chlorophyta; Trebouxiophyceae; Chlorellales; Chlorellaceae. The transcript has a single exon. Gene Ontology annotation, cellular component: membrane; photosystem I. Gene Ontology annotation, biological process: photosynthesis. The record is from RefSeq and is a predicted model, not a curated record. The annotation marks the transcript as partial.
GCCCUGGCGCUGGGCCGCUUUGUGUUCCUGCCCUUCCACCGCGCCUCCCUGGCCAAGGCGGGCCUGCCCACCCAGGACGGCAAGACGCACCUGGAGGCCGGCGACCUGCGCGCCGAGGAGGCCAGCUUUGUGCUGAAGACCAACGACCCCGCCGGCUUCACCAUUGUGGAUGUGAUGGCGUGGGGCGCGCUGGGCCACGCUGCCGCUUUCUACCUGCUGGCCACCGCCAGC